Molecule: messenger RNA, 991 nt
Organism: Nanorana parkeri
Lineage: Eukaryota; Metazoa; Chordata; Amphibia; Anura; Dicroglossidae
Product: dual oxidase maturation factor 1-like
Exons: 7
Coding region: 56-991 (311 amino acids)
Biological process (GO): protein transport
Cellular component (GO): endoplasmic reticulum membrane
Source: RefSeq, a predicted model, not a curated record
AACUGCUGAACCAUAUCAAACAGUAACAAGGUUUCAUGCCCUGCAGAAAGUCAUCAUGUAUGGAUCUGUUUUUUCAUUUUACUAUCGACCCAGGACACCAUUUCUUUUUGACACACACCUUGUUGAAAUCAUCAUUAUUUGUCUGAUCACUGCAGCCACUUUUCUAAUUAUAUUGCCUGGAAUCAGAGGAAAAUUGAGAACCUUCUGGCUCGUGAAGGUGCUGACAAGUCUCUUUAUUGGCACUGUGAUUCUAAGUGUCAACUUUACUCGUGACUGGGAGGUUGGAUCUGUAACUACCACAACUGUGUACAAGUCUUUCAGUCAUUCAAUGGUGAAUGCUAGUAUUGGAAUAUGGGUUGGCUUAAAGGGUUUAAAUAUUACUCUGACAGGGCAUCCUAUUCAUCAAUUUAAUGAAACUAUUAAUUACAAUGAAAGGUUUUCCUGGGAGACCAGGAUCCAGUAUGACAAUGACUAUCAAGAUGGAUUGGAAAGGGGUCUCCCAAAUCCCAUAUUAUAUGUGGCUGAAAAGUUUAUUAGCAUUAGUCCUUGCAGACUUCACCAGCAAUAUUGUGCGUCCACAUAUUAUUCAUCGGCACUAAUGUGGUUGGCAUUCUGUGCAUGGAUUCUCAGCAACGUCCUUUUCUGUAUUCCAGUCCCUCUAUAUGGAAUUUGUAUGAUGUUUGCAACUGCAGUGUGUAUAAUAUUCUCACUGGUAUCAUUUGCAACAGUUAGACAAGUACCUAUAUGCAACAUCCAUUUUGGAACUUCUAUUCUGCGGACAAGAUUUGGAUUUUCUUUUUGGAUGAGUUUUGCCACAGGUUUGCUUUGCCUUUUUAUUAGCAUUGUUCUCUUGACAGUACACAUCAUGAGGCCAGCCAUCGUUCGCCGUUUAUUCAACAGUAAAGAUAACGAGGACGUUUUCUCCAAGACUGAAAGUGAAGAUGGUGAUGCUGUGAGUGACAAUGAAGAAGUUACUGUGACCGAGUUAUAA